Messenger RNA from Menidia menidia (Atlantic silverside), 1708 nucleotides. NCBI's taxonomy places the organism in Eukaryota, Metazoa, Chordata, Actinopteri, Atheriniformes, Atherinopsidae. The record is from the annotation of a GenBank genome assembly.
CUGGCUUCCGUAGCAGCGGCUCCGUGUGACGCAGAAGCGCCUAACGGGCAGAUCUCUUCUACAGUCAAGAUGGCGACAUCGGAGCCGAAAACAGCUGAAACUGAGGAUCAACCAACUGAAGGUCAGGUUGUUGCAAAUCCUGAGCAAUAUAUCAAACAUCCUUUGCAAAACAGAUGGGCCCUCUGGUAUUUCAAAAAUGACAAGAGCAAAAGCUGGACAGAGAACUUGCGUCUCAUUUCCAAAUUUGAUACAGUGGAAGACUUUUGGGCAUUAUACAACCACAUACAGCAACCCAGCAAACUUGGUUUUGGCUGCGAUUACUGCUUAUUCAAGGAUGGGAUUAAGCCAAUGUGGGAAGAUGACAGGAACAAGCUGGGGGGUCGAUGGCUGAUGACUCUCAAUAAACAACAGCGACACAAUGACCUUGAUCGCUACUGGAUGGAAACGCUUUUGUGUUUAGUGGGAGAAUCGUUUGACGAGGCCAGUGAGGACGUGUGCGGCGCCGUGGUCAACGUCAGACCUAAAGGCGACAAAAUAGCCAUCUGGACGAGCAACUGCCAAAACAGGGACGCCAUCAUGACGAUAGGGCAACUUUACAAAGAGCGUCUGAACCUCCCCAUGAAGGCCAUGAUUGGCUACCAGUCACAUGACGACACGUCCAGUAAGAGCGGAUCCACCACCAAGAACAUGUACUCUGUCUGAGAAGCUUCCCCCUCGUUUCAACUCGCUGUAGAUUUAAACAAUUACCAAUCUGCAUCAUCACAUUAACUUUUGAGUUGUCUACUACUGUAGUGUCCUUUCCUUUUAUUGCAAAGAGAAUUGUUUAUAGUAUGUACAGUUGGGGUGUCCUCCAACACAACAUGUCGGUGGAGCAAUAGCUAUAAGAAAAGAGGGCUUUUUGCUUUGAAAUGUCUUUCUUGGGCAAAAGAACAGAAUGAUUUCCUUUUUAGUUGAAAAGUUCUGUGGGUAAUACAAGUGACCUCCCAUAGCUUAGCUGAGAAUACACUUCUGUUCAUUACCGACUGGCUUUGAGUUGGAGAAAAUAAAAAUGUUACUAUAAGGCCUUGUUUUUCUCAUGCUGAAUUCACACUGACAAAAAGUGUUCUCACCUCACAGUAUCCUCACACAAAGGAAGUUUUAAUAGCAAUUAUAACUUGAUUUAUCCUGAAGUGUUAAUCAGGAAGCAUUCUUUCAGAUGCACACGCUUAAAAAAUCUACAGUAUCUUAAAGAUUUGUUGAAGCUGUGGUCACACUCCAAUAUGUGUAAGGUUUGGACUUCAGGCCACUUAUUGUUCCAGCCAUGCUGGAAUGGUGGGAUACUGCUUGUAGUAUUUUAUAGCUCCUUUUUCCCCCCCAUCCCUCGUCCCCUUACAUUUAUUUAUAAUGUAUGCAUUGCAGUUACUUAACUGAAAGACAACCAUGAAACGUGUUUUAAAAAAUGUUCUUUUUUUUCUCUUUUGUGGACUACUGCAUAUAGAUGACAUUUUUUACAGUGUAUCAAACAGUAAAGAUGCUGAUAGAAUAAUGUGUGCUUUUCACUUUUUUCUUCUAACAGAAACUGUAGAUAAUGUUGCACUCCUCUUGGCUGAUGCAAAAGGAAGAUGAUAUUCAUUGUGAAAUGAUUUUGCUCAUAAUGUAUCUUUAUUUUCUGUAAUUCCAGGAUGUAUAUUACCUUCUUUCAAGUAAAGGUUAAGUGCUUUGCAUUAAA